UUUUCUAGAUGUUUCUUAAUAUAGUAAAACUCUGAUUGACAUUAUUUUCAAGAAGAUAUAAAUUUCAAAUUUGGUGUUAACAAUUAUAAAACGCAAGAAAGCAAAUCAGCAGUGUUCAAGAAGAUACUGACCAGAGAGUAAAAAAAUGUCUUUGUGGCACGUUCCCGUUCAUAAAUACUUUUCACCUGAUCCAUUCUUGGAAGAUAUAAUGGAGAUUACCUUUCCUCCAUUAAGAUAUUAUCCAUUAUUUAAUGUUAGAACGGACGCUCUUACAAGAAAGAAUGCUAACAAGGAAAACGGAUUUGUUGUAAAUCUUAAUGUUAAACACUACAAGCCAGAGGAAGUUACUCUAAAAGUAGAAGGACAAACUCUUGAAGUAAGUGGAAAACAUCAUAAUGAAAAUGAAAAUGGAUUUGAGUGCAGUGAAUUUCAUAGAAAGUAUACUAUUCCAGAUGACGUAGAUUCUUCAGCACUUACUUCAAAUAUCAGUCAAGAUGGCGUUUUACAUAUAGAAGCUCCAAAAAAGCUCCCUGUAACUUCUGAUUCUGGAGAAUCGACGAAAGAGACAUUUAAAUGCACUUUAGAUGUAAAAGGUUUUAAGCCAGAAGAAAUUUCGAUUCACGUAAAAGGUAGAGAUUUAAUUGUUCAUGGUGAAACCAAAACGAAAAACAGUGGCGAACACGGUUUAAGUUUUCACCACAAACAGUUUACCAGAAACAUCUCUCUACCCGAUGAUGUUGACCCAUCUCAACUAAGUUCUCGAUAUACAAAAGACUUUAAAUUAGCUAUAGAAGCCCCGCGAAGUCAAAUUCAGACUCCGCUCAAUCUUGAAAUCAAAAUGGAAGAAUAAAUGUUAUACCAUUUUUGAAGAUUUUUUAAAAUUUAGUUAUAUGUAAUUGUAAUGUUUUCUACGUUUUUAGAUUUUACUAGAUACUGUAAAUUAUUUGUAAAUUAAUAAUGCAUGCUGUAAUUUAGAAUAUAUUCUGUAGUAUAUAUAUGUAAUGUAUAUGUAAUGCUGUAUUGUAAUAUAUAUGUAAUGCUGUAAU
Molecule: messenger RNA, 1046 nt
Organism: Hydra vulgaris (swiftwater hydra)
Lineage: Eukaryota; Metazoa; Cnidaria; Hydrozoa; Anthoathecata; Hydridae
Product: heat shock protein hsp-16.2
Source: RefSeq, a predicted model, not a curated record